Molecule: messenger RNA, 824 nt
Organism: Bursaphelenchus okinawaensis
Lineage: Eukaryota; Metazoa; Nematoda; Chromadorea; Rhabditida; Aphelenchoididae
Source: the annotation of a GenBank genome assembly
AUGGCCAGCAUCGGGAGAUCACAGUCCUUCAGCGGUCGUACUGACGUGGGUUUUGCUUACAGUAAUCGUACAGUAAAACGUGAUUAUUUAGAGAACUUUAUUGAUAACAAACUUUAUGGCAAAAUCAUAUAAAUAAUUUAGUCUUUGUUACCAUUUGAAUGUUCAGAUCUCGUCACCAGGCAUCUACUUUCCCGUGACAAACUGCUACUCUUACCGUUACUACAACGAUUACUCUUUGGUAAGUCAUUGUCUUAUAGUCUCGUAUCUCUUUAUACUUCCUUAAAAGACUCUAGUCUACAAACACACAAUAUUAACUUCAGCACGAUGAGUACGUCACAGACAAGUACAGAAACAAUACCCCAUUGUUCUACAAGCCUAAGUUUCCUCGACCCCAUUACGCGGUAGAUUAUAAGCCUAACCACAUUCAGUACUUGACCACGCCUUAUCAGUACUUCAGUGGCUACCGUAACAAAACGUAUGUUAUCACAUUUUAAAACGUUAUGUUUGGAUAAUUAAGAAUAUAUAUAUAUAUAUAUAUAUGUGUUGGUAAUGUUAUAAAGUACUAAGUGAUCGUUAUAACAAACCCUUUCAGCUACAACUACGAGUUCCCCUACCACAAGAACAGAUCAGCUGACCCUUACUAUGACUCGUACAUCAGAGCGGCCUACUACUCUCCCUACAACCUGGAAACAUACGAUGGUAUGUCUUUAUUUAAAAUUUUUAUUUCGUUUAUCUUACUGUAACUUUAUUUUUUAUUUUUACUUCAGUUUUCACUUUUACAUUACUGUGUUUUACUUUGCUAUCUUUCAGUGUUACUGCGAUGA